Molecule: messenger RNA, 1275 nt
Organism: Penicillium canescens
Lineage: Eukaryota; Fungi; Ascomycota; Eurotiomycetes; Eurotiales; Aspergillaceae
Gene: ppe1
Product: putative ribosomal protein/carboxylic ester hydrolase (Ppe1)
Exons: 5
Coding region: 1-1275 (424 amino acids)
Biological process (GO): protein demethylation
Molecular function (GO): protein methylesterase activity
Source: RefSeq, a predicted model, not a curated record
AUGAGCGACCUCCAGAGAUCCUUCGUCAAAGCCAAAUUGGCCAAACUUCCACCCGAAGCCCCAAUGCCCGAUUCAAUGAAUGAGGAUGCAUGGGAAGAGGGUUCCUCUGCCUCUUCAGUCUCCUCUACGGGCACACUUGUCCCAUCACCGACACGGCAGCUCUUUGCCAGAACGGGCCCACGGCAAUCAUCCAAUGCAUCUCUGUCAUGGACAGAUUUUUUCGAGCAGGAGCUCUUCCUAUCCGAAGAAGUGGGAAAUCUUCACAUCAUCCACCAUGUAUAUCUCACCCCACCAACUGAGAAUGGUCCUCUCUUUGUGAUGCAUCAUGGAGCUGGCUCGUCGGGUCUCUCGUUUGCCACAUGCACAGAAGAGAUCCGGAAGAUCCUCCCAAAAGCAGGUGUCUUAUCGCUUGAUGCUCGGAGCCAUGGUCGCACCGUUAUGACCCCCAUAGACAGCAAAACAGACGACAAAGCCCCGUCUACUGCUACUGCUGCUCACAUUGAAGCCUCCGGUCAGGCUGAACUUGACCUUAGUCUCGAGACUCUGAGCCGAGACUUGGUCUAUGUGAUCCGCCAGACCCAGGCGAGGAUGAGCUGGGAGACACUUCCGGAUAUCGUACUUGUUGGGCACAGCCUCGGCGGCGCGGUGAUUACAGACGUCGCAAAGAAGGGGGAAUUGGGCCCGAAGCUGUUGGCAUAUGCUGUGUUGGAUGUUGUCGAAGGAUCAGCAAUGGACGCUCUCCAAAGUAUGGAAAUGUACCUCUCAACACGACCAGUCCGUUUCCCAUCAUUAUCGUCAGGGAUUGAAUGGCAUACUCGUUCCCGUACAAUCCGCAAUACUACGUCCGCCCGUGCCUCCGUUCCAUCACUUUUAUAUGAAGAAAGUGAGCCCACCGACACUGCCCGUCCCUGGUUAUGGCGCACAAAUCUUUCUGCAACGAAGCCCUUUUGGGAGAACUGGUUUGUUGGCUUAAGUCGAAAGUUCCUUGAUGCACGCGGUGGAAAACUAUUAUUGCUCGCUGGCACCGACCGGUUAGACAAAGAGUUGAUGAUUGGCCAGAUGCAAGGUAAAUAUCAACUGCAAGUAUUCCCCGAAGCUGGCCAUUUCGUACAUGAAGACCAGCCUGCGAAGACUGCACAGAUAUUGGCAGAUUUUUAUAGACGGAAUGAUCGGAGUGCAUUAGUACUUCCGCCGAAGGUCGCUGAUAUGCAGGCAUCAGCCGCGAUGAAGAAAGGGACAGGCGCUUCAGGUGGCGCGACAGGACACCUGAAAUAA